AUGAAAUUUACUAUAUUAUUAUCUUUUUUUUUUUUUAUUAAUUUUCUUUAUUUCGUGGAUGUAGAAUGUACUAAAAGUAUAUCUUUUAUAAAUGAGGAUCCAUUAACUCCUUUAAAUAAAUAUGAUAAAUAUCAUUUACGUUUAUUCAAAAGAGUAGCGAGAUUGGAAAAUGUAAAGAACUCAUUAAAUGGAUUAUCUACAAAAAACAAAGUUAUUAUUUUGUAUUUCUAUGCAAAAUGGUGUCCUGCUUGUUCAAUGCAAAGCGGUGAAAUGGAUAAAUUAGAGAAAUUUUAUGGGAAACAAAUAAAUUUGUUUAGAAUUAAUUUGGAUGAAUAUAAAAAAUUAGCAAAAAAAUAUUCAGUAGUAUAUUUACCAACAAUUAUUAUAAUGAAAAAUAAUGUAGUGUUAGCAAGAAAGGAUCAUUAUACAUCAAGUAGUGAUUUAAUUAAUUUGAUUAAAAAACAUUUAUAA
Messenger RNA from Plasmodium gallinaceum, 471 nucleotides. Its product is annotated as thioredoxin 2, putative. The coding region runs from base 1 to 471 and encodes 156 amino acids. Gene Ontology annotation, molecular function: oxidoreductase activity, acting on a sulfur group of donors, disulfide as acceptor. The transcript is spliced from 4 exons. The record is from RefSeq and is a predicted model, not a curated record. NCBI's taxonomy places the organism in Eukaryota, Apicomplexa, Aconoidasida, Haemosporida, Plasmodiidae. Gene Ontology annotation, cellular component: cytoplasm.